CGUCCACACUCCCUCACGUCACCUGUAUAAAUGAGCAGCCAGCCACGGUGAGGUUCCUGGCAAAGCACGGCCGCACACCUAGCCAGCUCAAAGCUCCACAACUGAUUCGCUACAUCUCACCUUGUCUCUCGAUCGCACCCGUCGUCUCCAAUCCCUCGCGCUUCUUCUCUCUACUCUCCUCCUCCCGGGGAGCUUCCUUGCUGCUCCUUGAGAGGGCUGAAAUCCAGAGGGAACAGCAAAUAACCGAAGAGAGAUGAAGAGCAGGAGGCAGAGCUGCAGCGGCGGCAGCGCGGCUACGGCUGCAGGGGAGGGGAACACGCACAGCAGCGGCGGCGGCGGCAAGAUGGAGAGGAAGGACGUGGAGAAGAACCGGCGGCUGCACAUGAAAGGCCUCUGCCUCAAGCUCUCCUCCCUCAUCCCUCCCGCCGCCAAGCACGCGUCCCUCCUCUCGGAGGCGGCGUCAGCAGCAGCAGCAUCCAAUCCCAACAAGGACACGGUGACGCAGCUGGAUCACCUGGACAACGCGGCGGCGUACAUCAAGCAGCUCAAGGAGCGGAUCGACGAGCUGAAGCGGAGGAAGGAGAGCGGCGGCCACGGUGGUUUCCGCAGCUCCAGCUACGAGGGGACUUCUGCGACGGCGGCCACCACCGGCGCCGUGCGCAUGCCGGUGAUCGAGGUGCGGUACCAGCACGCCACCCUCGACGUGGUGCUCAUCAGCGAGGCCGGGCGGCCGUUCAAGCUGCACGAGGUGAUCACGGUGCUGGAGCAGGAGGGCGCCGAGGUCGUUAGCGCCAGCUUCUCCGUCAUCGGGGACAAGAUCUUCUACACCAUCCACUCGCAGGCGCUCAGCUCCAGGAUCGGCCUCGAGCCGUCCAGGGUCUCGGAGAGGCUGCAAGACCUGCUCCUCGCCUGAACCUAUUCACUGUCUCUGCAGCUAGCCUCGAGUCAGCAAGCCGGAAACCAAGAACAGUUUUUCUAGCCACUGAUAGAUCAGUGCAUUGUUUGCGCUGUCAUGAUGAUCCAGGAAGGCCUAGCAGCAGCAACAGCAGCAAGAAAAUGAGAUGGACUAAUCAAGCCAUUGCUGUAGUUAUGCCCCUAGGACACUAAUCAAGACUGAGCGCAGUGGUAGAACCAAUCGGUUUGAAUCAGUUUUGCUGGAGAAGGUUUGUUCAAUACCACUAUAAACUAUCGUCUUAUUUU
Messenger RNA from Phragmites australis (common reed), 1200 nucleotides. Its product is annotated as transcription factor bHLH167-like. The coding region runs from base 254 to 913 and encodes 219 amino acids. The record is from RefSeq and is a predicted model, not a curated record. Gene Ontology annotation, biological process: regulation of transcription by RNA polymerase II. The transcript has 2 exons. NCBI's taxonomy places the organism in Eukaryota, Viridiplantae, Streptophyta, Magnoliopsida, Poales, Poaceae. Gene Ontology annotation, molecular function: protein dimerization activity; DNA-binding transcription factor activity, RNA polymerase II-specific; RNA polymerase II transcription regulatory region sequence-specific DNA binding. Gene Ontology annotation, cellular component: RNA polymerase II transcription regulator complex.